This is a messenger RNA of Nomia melanderi (Alkali bee), 1191 nucleotides long. NCBI's taxonomy places the organism in Eukaryota, Metazoa, Arthropoda, Insecta, Hymenoptera, Halictidae. The record is from RefSeq and is a predicted model, not a curated record.
GCCAGUUCUAAUUCCAAUAACCCCCACGACCGUAAUCGUUUUAGGACGUUUAGUGACGAACACGACGACGGACCCGACACGGGAACCGGUCGUCGCGAGGAUUACGAUAUCGCGGCUAGUAGGAGCGCGGCUCGCGCGACCAACCACACGGUUUGUGCGGAUCGGUCGAUGGUUAAACCGCAUACGUGCGAACGUGACAGCCACACGGACGAUAGUACCAACACCGACGAAACGAUCCACCAUUCAUCCUCCUCCUCCUUAGCGACUAGACCGGACAGUCUCGAAGGUAGCGGUCCCGUUAGUCGAGCCGUGAACCCCAACGAGGACGCGUUUGCGGAAGGUCGUUCGGGGAACGACGUGACCACUUCGUUGCGCGGCUCGAUCGUUCGACGGUCAACCGAGCAACGAAUCGCCGAGGACGCUUCCGACGCACCGGAACAAACCACCGACGACAAUCCCACCGAGGAGCAAGGAAGAACAUCCAGGGAGUCGAGCAGCUACUCCACCAGCACCAACUCGGACACCGACGAGGAGACCGAGACGGACACCGACACCGAGACCGACGAGGAAGACGAUCAGUCCAGGGACGAGAACAGCAACGUCAAGGUCAGGAAGAGCGAGAACCCUCAAGACGAACCAGCCGAUCGAAACAAUUCCAAGCAAGACGACGACACCGAGGACGAUUCCGAAGACGACACCGAGACCGACACCGAAACGGACGAGGAGACCACCGUCUUGAGCGUCCAGUCGCAGGACAAUGGCAGCCAGGAGCGAUACAACGACACCGCCAAGCGAAGAAGUUCUUCGAUCAUCGGGGAGAAGAGCAUCGAAGAGCUGUUCGAUGACAAUGGAUGGGUGAUCACCGAUCAGGACCUGCAGACCGAGGGUCCGCGGAAGAUCUCCGGCAGCUUCGAACUAUCCGAUCGCGCCAACGGCGGGAAAGAGGACUCGGAGAAGCUUGCCGGUCGGAAGGACAACGAACGCGAGGAUACCUCCGAGAGCGUGAACCCGUUGAGCGCGUCAAAGUCGUCGGACAGUCUGACCAGGAACCGGGUCUACAGGCAGAGCAGCAUAGGGAACAACGGCUGGCUGGUGUCCGACGAGUCCGACAGCGAAACGGACAGGGCUGUGUCACCGCAGAGUCGCCAGGGGAACGAGAGUAUCGACAAUGGGAAGACGCCGAGCUCGAAC